Messenger RNA from Leptonychotes weddellii (Weddell seal), 778 nucleotides. Lineage: Eukaryota; Metazoa; Chordata; Mammalia; Carnivora; Phocidae. The record is from RefSeq and is a predicted model, not a curated record.
CAAUUCACCCCAGAGAAAGAAUGUUGGCCAGGAUCUCCACCACAUGCAAACUGCAUUUAAAGCUGCUGGGCCCUGAAACUCCAUGCAGCAGUUUGAAACUGAUCCACAGCCUUCCUCCUUCACCUACCACUUGGGGCUAAUACACAGCCAUGAACUUCUAUUGAGGAAAACCACAAAAAGCUUCAAAAAAGCUACAACGGGGAAAAGAGAGCACUGUCCCAGUUAGCAGGCCACUAGCUUAUUAACUUCCAGUCACCUUGAUUUUUGCUGAAAUGAAGACUCUGCCGUCUAUACUUCUCCUGCUCCUGUUUGUGCCUCUGAUAAUGCCAGCAGCACCGACUCAGCAGGACCCACGCAAGCCCUAUGAUUAUGGAACAGAUAAUUUUGAAGAAACCUUGUUUAGUCAAGACUUGGAGGAUAAAUAUCUGGAUGGAAAAAAUAUUAAGGAAAAAGAAACUAUGAUAAUACCGGAAGAGGGAAGUCUUCAAUUACAAAAAGAUGAGCGUGUAACACCACCGCCCCUCAAGAAGGAAAAUGAUGAUGGCCUCGGGAUACGUUAAACUCAAACAGUGGGCUUUCUUCUCCCCUGAGGAAGAUAGCCAUUGCCACCCCACAUUACGAGUGAGAAACGCAGACGGAAACAUUCAAGAACAACCAAGUACAAAGCGUGUGCCUCUGUCUACAGAAAGGCAAUUCCAGAACAGUGAUUUAACGACAGCGAUCUGCAAAUACUAUGUGCAGCCUGAGGAUAAGGGACAUAAAAUGAAUUCUUAACUUC